This is a messenger RNA of Hyalella azteca, 4377 nucleotides long. It is a transcript of the gene Sk2, whose product is annotated as sphingosine kinase 2. The record is from RefSeq and is a predicted model, not a curated record. The transcript has 10 exons. Gene Ontology annotation, biological process: sphingosine biosynthetic process. Bases 235 to 2049 code for a protein of 604 amino acids. Gene Ontology annotation, cellular component: intracellular membrane-bounded organelle; membrane; cytoplasm. Lineage: Eukaryota; Metazoa; Arthropoda; Malacostraca; Amphipoda; Hyalellidae.
CUAUUUUUCUUAUAUGAACAUGAGAUCAUAUUUACAGAAUUCCUCACUGAACUUUAGUGCUCACUCAAAUCUCAAUAUUAUUUUUAUCUCAUUCUAAAUAUCAAUGUUUUGCAGAUCUUUGCUUAUUUUAUACUGCCUGUUAUUUUGGAAACAAAUGCUUUCAUAUUUUUUUAUGUCCAAUGUAGUGAAAACAUUGUUUAUAGUUAAUAUUGGUAAACAUUUAACCAUUUUGGCAUGGCUCAUGUUGUGAGCAAAAAACUAUUGGCUACAGAUGAUGCAUUGGAACAAGUUCUUCCUUUGUGUGUAAGUAAAGGUGGUUUUAGAUUGGCUAGAGUGAAAUUAGACCAUGAUGGCAUUGUUGUAAAUUUUGUUUUACCUGAUGGUGUACCUAUCAAAAAUAGUUCAGAAAAUGGUAGAAACCACUCAAGUGAGAAAAUUCUCUUGAAAGCCCCUGAGAUUGUUGGUUCUUGUGUAACCAGAUCUACGGAGUCAAUUUCAAAAUCAGUGUUUCUUAAAAUUUUUGCAUAUCCCAUUGAUGAAUCCAAGAGGAAUCCAAGCCGGCGUCGCAUCUCCAUAACAAUGGAGUUUGAAACGCAACCUACCAUGGAAGAGAAUUAUCACCAUGCCAUGAAGUGGGCAAACUUUGUUCAUGAUAUGUUGCAGCCUGAUACACCUAUAUUUGGCAGUCCAGAUGUUUGCUUUCUAGGAAUGUCCUCUACUGACAAACUGCUUGUGCUUGUCAAUCCAAACUCAGGGCCUGGGAAAGCCUAUCAAAUCUUCCGUAAACAGGUUGCUCCAGUCCUGAGUGACAGUGGUGUGGCAUAUGAUGUGAUCAUCACUCAGAGGGCAAAUCAUGCUCAUGAUCUCAUGAAGACUUUGGAUCUGCAGAAGUACAAAGCUGUGGCAGUUGUUGCUGGUGAUGGGCUUCUGUAUGAGGUCUACAAUGGUCUUGGCUGUCGCAGUGACUGGAUGUCAGCUUUGGGUCUGCCAGUAUGCAUUAUCCCUGGGGGGUCUGGCAAUGGUCUUGCCAAGUCACUUGCUUACUGGAGGAAAGACCCAGAGCUGAAGAGGCCAAGAUCCCAGUGCUUAAUAUCGGCACUAAACCUUGUACGUGGCACACCCAAGCCAAUGGAUCUCAUUCUCAUCCAUUCCCAUUCAGGCAAGAGGUAUAUUUCAUUCCUGUCAUUUGGCCUCGGGCUUCUGACGGACAUCGACAUCCAGAGUGAGCGUCUGCGCAUUCUAGGAGAGGCACGCUUCACCCUCUGGGGUAUAGGGAAGGUGAUGGUUCAGAGAAGAUACAGCGUGACCAUUUCUUUCAAGAGAGCGUCUGGCAUCAAACGAGACGAGCUGAAAAAGUCAGCCUCACAAAGUGAACUCCAAUCUCAAACUUGUGAAAGCAGGCGCCCUAACCUCCAGCACAGCAUCUCCUGCCACGCCCCUCACCCUGAAGACCCGCCCUCCCCUUCAACUCCUGACGAAGAUGACGUCCCUAACGAGUUUCCUGGUAAUCCUGAAGUAGAAGAUAAUGAUGACAGCUCUUCGUUUCCGUUGGGGCAUAGCAGAGACGAAGUAGAGCUUGGGCGUGACGCUCUUGAUGAGUCGCUGUGGAACAAGAAGACUUCGACUCGUAAGGCAGACUACUCCCACCUACUACAGAAGGGAGGCGCUGAUGCAGCCUGUCCGUUCUCCGAUCCUGUGCCUGAAGACUGGGAGACCAUAAAGGGUGAAUUUUUGUUGGUAUACGUGGUGUAUCAGUCACACAUCAGCAGCAGUGUGAUGAUGAUACCUGAAGCAGCUCCCGAUGACGGCAUCAUGUGGCUCAUCCUCAUGCCAGGCUCCAUGAGCAGACCUGCCAUCGCUAAGGUGUUGCUGCAGUUAGACAACGGUAUGUACGCUCGUGUCCCUGGAGUGCGUCUCAUCCCUGUUACCGGGGUGCGCAUUGUGCCCCACGACACCCAAGGGCUCCUCACGAUAGACGGCGAGAGCAUCCCCUUUGAGCCCAUCCAUGCUCAGGUCCUGCCGGGCCUCGCGCGGGUUCUUGUGCGAUGAAAGAAGCUGUGUGUGAACGAUAAUUCUGAAGGAGAACUAUUAGCAAGUUGGAAAAAAUUGCAACCAAAGUUCACAAGAACGUCCGUUGUUCGAUAAAGAUUGGAGACAAUUUUUCUACAAGAACUAUCAGCAAGUCGGUAAAGAUUAACUAAAAUUCUCAAAAAAUACUAUCCGAAAGUUGCGUGUUCCUGGUAAAUUAGGCUAUUGCAGAUUGAUUCUAUUUUUUAGAGAUUGCAAGCAAAACUUCUCGAUUUUUAGAAGCUUUUUUUGAAACGCAGUUUUCUGGUAAAAUUAAAAGCAAAAGGUAGUCACGCUAUUUAGCCUACUGGAAAACAUCUGUAACGUGAAGUCUUAUUUAUAAUUGUUCUUCAAAAUUAAAUACCAUAUUUUUUAAGACUUUAUUUCUUAAUUCAAUGUACGGAAAUAAUUUUCAACGCCAUAACGAUGUUUUUACCAAAUAAACUUAACCGCAAUCCCGUGCCUGUCAUGUAUUAAACACACUCAGGCGUCUAAACAUAUGUAAAAGAGUUUAUUUUUAUAAUCAAUAAGUACCGUAUAUAGUAUACCUAUUUGCUACUACUUAAAUAUACCUGUACCUAUUGCAGCUGAAAUAUACCUGUGCCCUGUGGUGAGGUCUAAAUCGCUGCUAUGUACGUCUAACCUGCGUCUAGUGAAUCAACCUACAAUGGUUGUGCUGCACAACUGUGUGCCUUACAGGUUGAAUCGUGUAUACUUCUGGGUUCGUGAUAAUAAAUGUUUUGUUAUUCGCUUAUAUUGUGAAGUUUGUUUUGGAUAUUUCUAAAUAUCUUAGUAAAUAUGAGUUGAAGCGUUUCCUAUAUGAACAUCACUCAAUUAUGUUUACGUGUUACUAACACCCUGUAAUCAAUUCUAUUCUUAAGCUGGAUGAUAUACACACGUGACACGAGUAAGAUCUUGUUUACAUAGAUCUAUUGAUUGUGCAAUAUAUAGCAGCUCACUCAAAAGGCACGUACCUAUGCUUCUUUGUAAGCAGAGGUGCGUUUCUAUUUGAAUUAUCUUCCUCCUUAUUACACAUUAUAUGCAAUGCUACACCGUACAUGGGCACUUUUAACAGUAACUUUGACAAUAUAAUUCAUGUUUUUGGACACUAUGUAUAUUUUUGAGGGCAGUCGAGUUGUCGGGUAUCUAUUGUUGGAAUGCAAACGUUCUUUGCUAUCUUGAUAUUUUCUGAAGAACGUCUUACCGUGGUUGUUGCUACUAUGUGUUGGAAAGUCUCAGGUGAAAUGGGUCUAUAUGUUUCAUCCCAUUUUUCCACCCAAAUAAGACUAUCUAGUUUUAUUAGUCCAAUGCACUCGCCACUUGUCUUUCUUUUAUGUCUUUCAUUACUUAACAGAUUAAAUGAAAUUUAUCUUGAUAAAUUUUAAUCCUUUGUUGGUACAAUGACAAUCGUUCAAAAUCUAUUUUCUGUUGAAUACUUGAGACAACAAUAACGACAAGUUGCUUUUGUAGUUGGCGUUACCAUUAUUCAGUUUAUAUAUAUAUAUGCAUCAACUCCUGUUUUACGAAUGUUCUUAUUAUUCUGUGAUAUAUAUUACCUAGACGUCCGUGGUCUACAUUCCAGCGCCAAUUCCUUUUCUUACCACUUUUUGGUCAUUUUAAGAGAAAUGUGUUGUUGCUUUUGUAUUAAUGUCACAAUUAGUAUCUUUUAUUAUCAUUGCCCUUUCUAUUUUGCCAUUGUGCAUUCUUACUAUUUAAUUCCAACUGUCUACUUUGAUCUAGAAGUCUCCGAUACAAGCUCUCGCCUUUACACUUCAUUGGGAUUCUUUUUCAGGUACUUCAUCAAUUUCCCAGUCAUCAAUCCUUGCCUCUGUUGGAAUUGGAUGCGUGCUGACCUCCUGUCACGACCUUUAAAUCAGUCAUACACGAUGUAUAAAAGCUCUUAUACAAGCGUCAAAAAAUUUAAAGUUCGUGUCACACUCCGAAGUUAACAACAAGUUCAAUGAAUGCGUGUUAGCAAUCCUAAAAGACUAAAGCAUUCCGUUGUGCAUGUCAACAUCCUUAAAAAUACAGAAACAAUAUACUAAAACAUUCGGCAAUGUCACCUUUGCCUUCACACAAUCCCCUCUCUCAGCCCUCCACUCCUCAAGACCCCACUCUUAUCAUCCCCUCCUCUUCCUCAACCUCCACACGUUCUCCAAAUAUCUCUUCGCACUCUCAAACAUAGCCUCAGUUGCUCCCUCAGACAGACCCACAAUCAUUACAUCCACCCUUCGCUUGUCUCUCGUGCCCCACUUCGUUAAUCUCACCUCCCUCAUUCAGAAUCACCUCCAUCAUAGACUGAUACUCUCU